Molecule: messenger RNA, 16144 nt
Organism: Marmota monax (woodchuck)
Lineage: Eukaryota; Metazoa; Chordata; Mammalia; Rodentia; Sciuridae
Gene: Gper1
Product: G protein-coupled estrogen receptor 1
Exons: 3
Coding region: 14161-15288 (375 amino acids)
Biological process (GO): G protein-coupled receptor signaling pathway
Cellular component (GO): membrane
Molecular function (GO): G protein-coupled receptor activity
Source: RefSeq, a predicted model, not a curated record
CCAAGGGGGAAGGACAGGAAGACUAUGUGUACCUUAAAUUCCCAACAGGGCCGCCUGAGGAAAAGCCAGAGGAGGAAGCUGGCUCUCCAAAGCCAUGCCCAAGCUCUUCACCUCUGUCUGACCAGGCCUCUCUCCCUUCAGAUGUGGGGCCUCUGCCCAGGAUUCCUCUCUGUCAGCUCCACAGCCUCCUCAGCAAGGCCAGGCGGAGAGGGCGCUGGGGAACACCCCGUGACGUGCUUUCUGGCGCGUGUCCUGGCACAGCCCACUUCCAUGCGGCCCCUGAGUGAAGUUUUGGGUGCCAGUGGCCCCCCAACUCUGCAGUUAGGUCUUGGGUCACCUGGCAUCCAGAAUGGAGCAUCCACUGUCCCAGGUCACCCGGUUGUCAGUGCAGAUGGCGGAGACCCCGAUCUGGGUGGGGCUGAGGCUGGCCUGCAGCGCUGGCCGAGGGAAGCUCUGCUGGCUCCGGGCUCUGAGACUUUCUCCAUCUGGGUGGGGUUUUAGCUCCUAUUUAAAGUUAUGAACGUUGCUACUCUUUGGGAGGGAGUGUCCCUGAAGGGCCAGCGUGUCUAGAGGAAGGCCCUGGAAGCUCUGAACAGCACAGUGCAACGUCACUUCUCCUGUCUCCACACUGAGCUGCGUCUGACAUAGGUUGGUUUGAAUUUUUUCUGGGUCACACGGCCAAACCAUACGCUGCUUAAAAUACAGUGUGUGGUUUUGGUGACUCGCAGCCAAUUCCUCUUUUCCUAAGAAGCUGUGGGUUUCUGUGCCUGACUGUUCUCAGUGAGCACAGAGCAACUGAAGGGAGAGCAAGACGGAGGGAGCCUCGCUCCUGAGGAGCUCCGGUUCACAUCCCCGAGGGGCGCCAGGAGCCUCGACCCAGCUUUAUGACAGCCACUGGUGACCCAGUCUAAUUCUAUUGAGGCUGCAUAGCCACAGAAAGGAGUGACCACUGGCGCCCAACAUCAUGGAGGCCUCUCAUAUGCAUCACACGAGGGAGAGGGCUGGGCCUGAAGGUGCCACACGAUGCCAUCAUGUGUCAGUCUGGAAGGUGGAGGGACUCCAGCUGCACCUACCUUCUGUGGAAACUGAGGUCUAAGUGACAGCAGUCAUGAAGCGCGUCUGGCAUGUGCUGGGAGGGUGGGGGCAGCUGGGCCUGCACUCCGGGAGUCUGAGCUGGCCGGGUGUGCAGGCACAGCCCCACUAUCUCUUGCCCUCUCCCCAUCUUGCUUGUCCCUUUUGGUGGGGGCGGGAAGGUGAGGGUGGAGCAAGGGGAGCGAGACUGCCGAGGCCAAUGAGCAGCCCAGGAUACAAUGAAGCCAGGAGGUUGUAUGGCAAGGAUGGAAUUGUGGAUGCUUCAGGAAAAAUGCCCCCAUGUUUCUGUUUUACUGUCUUCACUCAAAAAAGGAAAAGUCAAGGAGCGAGGUGGCCCCGCUGGGCAGACAUGGGAGUCACCACAUCUGGCAGGGCGUGCCUCAGGCUGUCCGGGGGAGCUCAGCCCUGCCACCUUGGCGUACAUGGUCCAGGGCCACCAGGAUCCAAGGGAGUAAGCACCCAGGCAGGAUACAGGGAGGAAGGCAUGGUGCUCACAGAACUGGGGACAGAGUUGAAGAAACCUGGUACUCCUCACCAGUCAGGCCUCAGCAGGACUGGACCCAGCGGAGCUUCAGCUAUCACUGGGAGGACCCCAUGCUACAGGGCCCGGGAAGGAGGAUGGAGGUGGGCCCGCCUGGGUCUCCACGGCAUGUGCACAAGCAAAUUCCACCGUGUCCUCAAGGAACUCUAAGCAAAAGCACGAGAGCCAACACUGGUGGAAACACCACCGGAGCAGGACUUGGCAAACCCAGCUGUCAGCACCAGGCACUACCCCCAGAGGGCUCUCAAGUGGCCUUUCUUUCCUUCUAUGUCCCAGCCCUGGAAGUGGGUGCUCCGGUGCCCGCUGCACAGCCAAGACAGAGUCCCAUGCAUCAAGCAAGGUGACCCUCCACAAUAAGCUGCAGUGAAGACAGAACACGGAGGUCCCACACGGGGAAGGCAGGAAGAUACCGCAGCAGCGGCUCUCAGCCGCCUGAGCAAGCUCGCCCUGGGGAGAAGCUCAUGUAUGGCAAGAAGCUGCCUGAGGCCCCUCCUAGGGGGCCAGAGCACCCUCCAGGAGGCUCAGGGCCAAUGCAGACACUACCCUUCCCUUGUUCAUCAGGCUGGGAACCGGGGCCUGGACAAAUCAGAGCAGAGCUGACUGCCAUGAACCAGGAUGGCACGUGGCAGUGACAUCCACAGGCCACAACGCCGCCCACAUGGCACUGUCCACAAGGCACUGAUCAGAUGCAGAGGUUGGACGUCUGGACUGCAAAUCUGUCUCCUGGCCUGCGGUCAGUGUGCGGAAGCCUUCUUGCCAUUUUGCCUGUUGAGAUGAUCAUUGCAAAUAGCUUCCUCCCAGUCUGGUCGUGAGUCUUAAUUUGCACACCACUUGGGUCCUUAAGCACUGGCAGAUGGAAAAUAUCACAGUCCACUGCCAGCUUUCCAUUUGAAGAGCCACACAUACACCCAGGGAAUGGUGAGCCAUGUGGCCCCUGCAGGCCCGUGGGAUGAAAGCUGGCCAAUGGGGGUGCCACCAGGGCGCCCAAACACUGCAGCACAUAGAAGUCAAGCCCACACUGUGCAGAGGAGCAGGGGUACUCCUCUGGCUCGUGGGCUGUCCCCACCCCAGCCUAAAAUGAACAAGGUAGCUGAGGCGGGAGAGUGUCCGGCAGACAGAGGCAGGUCCGGCCCAGGAGCUCAGACCUGCAAGGCCCAUCAACAGAGCAAGGGGCCUUUCCCUGGGCUCCAGUUCUGGUUAUGAUGGGCUUUGCUACAUAAUGAAAGUCAGUUCAAAAAGAAAAAAGACUCUUGUGCACAGCCAGAGUAGAUGGCCACACAGGGCCCAGCCAGUCCCUCUGUGCUCCCCAGCACUCGGGAGCCCCCAGGCAUCUCACAGAAGCCCAAACAGAUAUGCUCCAGAGCAAGUCACUCUGAUUUGCAAAUUAUUUCUAAAUAUAAGUGUUCAAGUAUGACACCCAAUGCUCCUGUUCAGAGAUAAUCAGAGAUAGAAACUGAAAGAUAAGUUUCAAAAUACCUAUAAGAAAGGAGUACUAUAAUGGAAACCGUUUUAAAAAUGUCACAUUUUUAAAAAAUCACAAAAGAACCUCUUCUAAUAAGAAACACAAAAAUUAAAAUUUAAAACUAGGAGGAUGGUUUUAGUAGCCAAUUAGCCACAGAUAGAGAGAAAUACCAUGGCCUGAAAGACAGGCCUAAGGAAAGUCCUUGGUCAAAGUCCACCGCAUUUGGUCCGAAAAGGGGAGAGGAAGGAAGAGGAGAUAUCUGAAGACAUGACAAAGUCACUAGGCCACCAACAUGAGAAGCCCAGUGAGUCCCUGGCAGGAUAAACAGUCGUUCUACAAUUCUGACCCCAGAGGAGCCAUCAAUUGUUUAGACUGGCAACUCUACAAGGCCGUGGAGGCAGAAGGCACUCAGCCUGGACAGAGCCGAGCUGCAGGAGGGACUGCAGAGCAGGGGCAGUGGGGUGGGCGGUCCUGACACUGACCAGGAAACAGGUGCACGGCGGGUUGAGAGGGGACUGGUUACAACUCAGGACACGGCACACUGUGGACCUCACACUGUCCCAGAGAGGGCAACACCGAGUACAGUCUGAGUUUGGUUCAAAGAUCCUGACGGCUCCCAUCCAGUCAACUGGACAUUAUACAGCUGCCAGACCCAUGAGACAGACAAGUGUGUGUGUACAGAAGGGUAUCAGUGACACUAGUGGGAAGCCAAUGACAGAUCUAUGUAUGCAAAGAUCCUCUGACUUGAGAACAGAACGUGGACGCAGUGAACACCUCCACACACACAGCAAACUCUUCUGCUACUUGGCCAUGGGGGAGAAAGAGGCUGUUCACAUCCACUCAACCCGCGAGCCGUGUCUGUGCUGUGCUGCAAUCUGGGCACCUGCUAGCCUGGGCCCACGGCAGGAUAUGCUUAGACACACAGGAACGCACCCGCUCAAGUGUGGUCGAGUCCACCCAGACAAGCCAACCGUCCUCAGAGAAAACAAACCUGGCUGGGUCACGCUGGCCCAUUACACUUCCAAUUUUAUUGUUCUCAAUUUCCUUUCAGUGAACAGCAAUGCUAUCUCCCAGCCUCAUCUGCUAUUUAGUUAAAAUUUAAAAGGAGAGAGAAGACAUAUGUAUGGAAACCAAAUAAUCUCAGUGACUAAAGAUGGGCUCAUGGAGGUUAUUUAAAGCCCGAACACCAGGAAUUUACAGCUUGCUGUAAUAAAGCCACUCCUGGUGAAAGGGCAGAGGCUGGCAAUCCCCAGGUAGACAGCAUCCAAAACAUGCCACCCCUUUGGUCCCCAGUGUGUGUGUUGAGUGGUAAGAGGCCCAUAAUGGGGGGUAGGAAUUGGCUAGGAUUUCUCUGGAUUUCUCAGAAUUUCUCAGGGGCCCAAAGCCAGACUCUUAAGUGCCAAGGCCUGUCCUGCCUCUGAGCAAUGCACAUUCUGGGCCGUUCCCUGGACAUGCGGAGCCAGGACCAAAUAAGCAGGAGCACUGGGCCACUCAAAAUUGGCACUCCUCAAACUCUACUCCCCAGAAGCCACUGACUGAGCGCCCCUCUGGGGAGACAGCCACUUCUGCCAAGAGUCGGCUCACAGGGGCACAUGCUGAGUCACUCAUCCCAGGAGAAUGCGACCACACUCAAAGAAGCCUUUUAGCCUACAAGUGAUGAGGUUCUCUGGGCAGGGGCGAGGGUGGCAGAAGGAGUGCUCAGAAAGAUGGGGGCGGGGUCCUCGCUCCCCACCUUCGCACCACAGCACUGGCCCUGGCUCUGUGGGCUCCAUGAAGGACGCUUGCUAGAGCCCCCAAUCCUGCACCCACUUACCCCAAACUCCUUCCUUCUGAGCAAGCUGGCCUCCCUGGCGGGCUGGAGGCAGGCGCUCUCUGGGAACGCUGUCCCCUCAGAAAGUGCUCACCCCUCACAGGCCAACCCCAUGACUGUCCGGCAUGUGCUUCUAUUACAGGUCCAACAGCUGCGCCCAAAAUGGACUCCCACAACAUGUCCUGGAUUCGGUACCCAAGCCAUGUGUCCCCAGCCGUGGAAGAUGUCAUUGCUGCACAAAGUGUCAUCUCCAGGUGCAUGCAUGUGUAUGUUGCUCUGCUUAUACCGCUGAGCUUGGUGACAGGGCUCUUCAACCUGAUCACUUUCAUUCGGAACCAUGGAAAGCUGGUGGCCCUGGACAUGCUGCUCUCAGGCCUCACGGUCACAAGUAUCCUGGUGACACUGCUGUCACUCAAUGCUGCCAGCAGGCCUGACUACAUACUCACAACCAACCUGCUCUGUGGGGUCCUCUCCUUCUUCUCCAAUAUGUGCUAUUUCAAUGCCCAGUACCUGCAGGCGGCCAUGCUUGUCCUGUUUCUAUUGCCGGGUUUCUCGAGCUACCUGCUCACAGGGGCCCAGGGCACCUGGAGGCCUCUGGCAGGCCUGGCUGCCAUUUGGGGCUGCGCUGUCUGCAGCUCUCUGGUUGUGGUAUCCCUACUGGGUACAUCCAGAGAGCUGCACCAAACCACCCUGUGCCAGGCGGACCCCCUGACGGCCUGGCCUGAGUAUGAAAUUGUUAAGUUCAGCCUGGGCUUUGGGCUCGCCCUCGUUCUCAAGCUGGUUCUCCUCCUCCUGCUCUCUGCUAAACCGGCCUGGCGGACAGCUCUCACCCGGAGGGACACCGCCUCUGCACGCUGGGUGGUACUGGCCAUCACUCUGAACAUGUUUGCCUGCCGACUCUUCUCCAGCACAGUGCUCCUCCAACGGGCCAGGCGGAAGAUGCAGAGGGACAUAGGAUCCCCGCGGGAUGAGCUGCUCAUGAAUCUGGCAGAACUGGUCCUGUCUGGGGAGAGCUGUGUGAACUCCCUGUUUACCCUCGUCUUCCACAAGCCCUGCAAGCUCAUGCUGCUGGACGCCCUAGGGCGCCUCACACAGAGGUGCAGAAGAGGAGGCACCAACAACAGCGUCUCCUAGAACAGGACAGGGGCUGGGUCUGAUCCUGCCUUCUGGCAUGAGCCACAGGGAAAGCAGCAGGGCCUUCUUGAUGUUUAAAAUACCCGUUUGCUGAAACAGGCCCUCCUGGGAAGAGCCAGUGGGGAUGACACAAGUGUUGUGAGAGUGCUUACUAAAAAUGAGCAUUCUGGCAUUCAACUCUAUCUAUGCAGAGGCACCAUGGUUUCUUGACCCGCGCCAACAAUCACAACUCAAGGGACCCUGCACAUCAAGGACACAGUGACGUGAGCGCGGAGAUUGGCCACAGACGCAUCUCCAUCUGGCUGAAGUGCUCUGUGAUGGGGACUAAGCAAUGUUUGUCUACUGGUUGGCAAAUUUUUUUUUAAUCUUUAUUUUUAUUUUUUAUGUGGUGCUGAGGAUGGAACCCAGUGCCUCAUGCAUGCUAGGCGAGCACCCUACCACUGAGCCACAACCCCAGCUGGUUGGCAUCUUUCUCUACCCCAACCAAAAGACAAAACGUGAAUCUUAAAAAUAAAAGUAUUUUUCAAAUAACUUUACAGUCAUAUUAUGAUCAGGUCUGAACCGUUGCUGUGGUCAGCUUUCAACACUGCCAGGAAGUCUGAGCAACAGAAAAUCUUGCCAAGAACAAAAAAGGUUACUUUUAAAACUGCCAUCACCGUGGAAGCUCUGGGAGUAUCCCCUCAAGCUGAAACACCAGGACAUCUGCUUUACAUCAUGAUGUUGAGCUGUCCUGCUCCAUGGAACCUAAGGGGACUGGCUGCCUAGGUCCAGCGGGUCUGGUAGGCCAGCGGAGAGCCCCAGGUUUCCAAGGCCCCACGGGUUCCACCUGCUGUCUGUACGGGGACUGGUAACCCACGAAAUACAGAAACACAGAUGUUUGUCUUACUUCAGGUUGACAUCCUUCAUUCUUACUGGAAUUCUCUCUGGUUUUAUGAAAUCUAUACCUUCUAUUUUAAUGAAUAAUUUAAUGUUAGUCUGUGAACCAAAGAACGAAAGCAGGUCUGUGGUUUUUUUCUCAGUGUUUACAUAUCUGCAUCAUUUCUUUAGAAGAAAAAGGAUUUGUAUCUUAUGCAGCUGAGUAGCUUCUGGGACACAAUAUUAAAAUUUCUCAGUGCUUUAAGUCUUCCCGUCUAUUUCUCCUCCUUUGUUCCCUUGUUUACACUCCUGAUACCCUUAAUGUGGCCUGGGUACCAGAGUGAGGUCAGCUUACAGCCUGUUCACGGGGGUUACAAGCAAAACUGGAAGCAGGAGGGAAGAGCAUUCUUUCCCACUUGGGACGAAGAGGCAAGGAGAAAGGACCAGAGCUCAAUGUACUCUUCCCAUAGUCCACUCCCUCCCUCCCCCCAGUACUGGGGAUGGAACUCAGGAGCAGUCUACCACUGAACCACAUCCUCAUUUUUUAGUUUGAGACAGGGUCUUACCAAGUUGCUGAGGCUGGCCUCCAACUUGUGAUCCACCUGCCUCAGCCUCCCAAGUUACUAGGAUUAUAGGCAUGUGCCACCAUGCCUGGCUCUUUGUUUAUUUCACGCUGGACACUGAGUUCUCCUUGUUGAAUGUUUGAAUCUUGUCUUUCUCUAAAGGGUACUGAAGUUUAUUUUGGUACGCAGUUUAUUACUGGCAGAUGAUCAGGAUUCUUUUGAGAGUUAUUUCCUAGUUUUGUCAAUCAGGACCACAGGAGUCUUCAGUGCAAAUUUAGCCUGAAUGCUAAGGUGUGCCCUUCUUUGGGUCUCUACUGACUACGGUACACUGCUAUGUUUAAGUGUGUCCCUGAGGAUGCAUGUGUUGGAGACUCAGUCCCCAAUGUAGGAUACUGGGGGGUGAGACCUUUGAGGGUUAGAAAGUUGUUACAGCCCCUUACUGGUCUCUCUGGCUUCCUGACUUGCCAUGUGAUCUCCCCUCCCUUGCACACAUUCCCACCAUGAUGCCAUCCACUGUGAUGUGACUGGUCAAGGGGAAUCACCAGAGGCUUAGUCAAUGGUGGGGUCUGACUUUGGAAUUUCAGCCUCCAAAACUGAGCUAAAUUAAUCUCUUUUCUUCAUAAAGUAUUCAACCUCAGGUGUUUCAUUAUAGCAAUGGAAAAUGGACUAGCACAUAAAUGGCCCUGUACUCUGGCUAGAGAAAAUGAGAAUAUCAAUCAUCCCUCUGGAAGCUCUGGAGUUCUCUGGCUUGAUGAGCUUCGGCUGUUAGACUGGCCUUCAGAGUCUACUCUAUGCACACACGACUCAGCCAUAGUCCAGCAGACUACCAUUCAUAAUCGGGAGAUCUUCUCUCCAUGAGACGCCCUCCUCUUCUAGUACUGUAUCCUGCAAUUCCUGCUCCCUCAGCCUCCAGAAAGUUAGUCUCUGUCCCCUUAACUUAGCCAGUACAUCCUGCUCUGCUUGGAUCCCCAACCUGUGCCCCUGACCACAGGCUGCCUCAGAUAGGAAGCCGGAUAAGCAUGGAGCCUGGGCUGGCUGGGGUCUAAGCUGCACUGCCUGCUGUCCCAUGUCUGAAAAAGGCUGCUUCUAUAAUUUACCCAGUUGACAGUGGCUCAUGCCAGGUUCCUUCACCUUACUCGUGAUCAGAGUAGAAACUCUUAAGGUAAUUUACAAAUAAAUGUCCUGCAACAAUAGAUGGCAACAGCUUGUUGGUUUAGAACCAGUUGAGAUGAUUAAAAGCUCCCAUGUGCUCAAGUGUCCUGGAGAAACAGCUGAUCCCAGGAAUAAGGCAAGAGAGACACAGGACAAGCCCGGAGCUCCCAGCAACAACACCAACUUCCUAAGCAUUUCAGCCAAGGGAGUAAUUUUAGAAACCCAACUGCAAAAAUGUGCAUUGGUAGUUCUCAAACAGUAGAAUCCUACUCUUAAAAAAAUAAAAAAAGAAAGAAAGAAAGAAAAGAAAAGAAAAAGAAACCACUUAUAAGGGGGCCAAACUUUGAAACAUUUAAAGAGGUUCUACUUUCAUGGAGGGGCAGGCGGGCCAAGAGUUGAAGCAGCAAGGGACCCUGGACCACACCAAGGGCCUAUCCACAGGGAACCACAGGACCCAAGGACCCAGGUAGGCCCUAGAGAGACAGGUUGGUCUGCUGGGACUCUGGCCUUCUGACACAGCACUUGGCCACUUGCCCCUCAUCCCAUAACUGUCUGGACGUAUUCUGAGAACAAAGAGCUUUCCAUGUCCAAGGCCAAGAGAAAGACCUAGAGCCAACAGAAAAUCAAGAAAGCAUCUCAGAGUGUGAUUCUAGCAGUGAAGGUAUACUCUCAUCCAAAGCGAGGUGCAUGAAAUCUUGAUUGCAUAGUAGAAAAUCAUGGGUUUUGGGAGAAGCUGCUGUGGCACCUAGGCUUCUCGGGGCUCUCUGAGGAACAGAGCUGAGUGGUUGCAGGAGGUGAGGUGGAGUAAGUACCCAGCUCACCACCCACUCUUUCUAGAAUCUGCCCCACAAGCUUGUUCCCUGCAGGUUGACAGUCCUCUCACAGUAGGACACAGGGGACAUCAUCUGUCUGCACUUCUGUGAGCUACAUGCAGUCCUGGUUGCCAUAACUCUCAAAGAAUUAGAGGAAGUGCCCAGUACACUCCCAGUAGCCAUGCAGAGGAGCACAGCUGUCCAGAAUGCUGGCACUGUGUCGCCGUCUGGACUGCCCCCUGCUCCAGGGCUGAGGGCAGAUGGCGUGUGCAGGGCUUGAGCAGCGUCAACUCUGAGCACUGUAAAUCCCGUCUCAAGCUGGGAAAGGCUGAAAGAUAGACUGCCACUCUUGACUUUCUCUAGGAAACAGCCUAUGGUAAAAACAGUGUGCCACAGCAUGCAUCCAGGAUCUCACAGCCACAUACACCAAACUGGGCCAGGACCAGGGCACCAAGACUGUCUAGGGGUAGGUGCACCCCUAAGCCUGUCUCAGUUUCUAGAUUCCACAGAACAUGCCACAGGUGAAGGUCAGGUCAAUGUCCUGGGUGAGUCUGAAGAAAGGAGGGUAAUUUAUGGGUUUGUGCUACCUCUUGCCAACACCGUCUUCCUGGGAUGAGGAUGAGGCAGGAUGUCGUGGGCAGUCUGAAUUUCCUGAUGGUGAGUAAGUGGCACAGGGUGCAGAAAACUGAACUAGGAGAGCCUACAUCCUGUCUGCCUCUCACUGCAUCAUGGCCUAUGUAAACUCUUGAUCCCUGGGCCCUGGUCUCUUUCUUGGUAAAUGGGGGCCACUAGCACUUGACUGGCUCACUGCUCCCAAAUGUGAUAAGGAUUAAACUUCAGAUGUACUUGUGUCCCACUGAAGUGGGAAGAGUCAUCAGUACCCUGCAAGGGCCUUCCUGCUGCCCGUUUGGGUCCUUAGAGAAAAUGCACGCAUAUUCUUCAUGAGGUAUCUAUCUAGCAGGAAUGGAAACACCCUGGGGUGAAUUUCUCUGACCUCUGUGCUGUUUUCCAGCAUGGAUUAAAAUUCCUCAUUCAAAUGGUUUGAUGUCUCAGCAGGAAACAGAAUCAAGCAAGCAACCCCACAGGCCUUUCUGAAUAAGGUGCUAUCUCCCCAGUUAGUGCUCAAAGAAUAGAAAAGCUAAGCCAGGCUCAGUGGCAAAGGCCUGUAAUCCCAGUGACUCAGGAGGCUGAAGCAGGAGGAUUGCAAGUUCAAGGCCAACCUGGUCCACUUAGCGAGAUCCUGUCUUAAAAUAUAAUCAAAAGCUCUAGGGACAUAGUUCAGUGGUAGAGAGCUUGCUGAGCAUGCAGGGGGCCCUGGGCUGUGUCCCCACACUGCACAACAGAACAAAAAGAAUAGCAAAGCAAUCUUGGGAGGAUUCACCUCGGUCAAAUGACUCCCCACACCUGGGGUUCUGUUUGUGUGUUUUACAGUACUGGAGACUGAACCUAGGGGCACUCUGCUGCUGAACUACAUCCCCAGCCCUUUUUUUAAAAAUUUUAUUUAGAGACAGGGUGUCUCUAAAUAAAUUAUCUUAAUAAUUAUCUCUUAAUAAAUUUCCUAGGCAAGUCUUGAAUUUGUGAUCCCCCCAUCUCAGCCUCUCACAGGCAUGGCCACUGUGCCUGGGGCACACCUGGGUUCCUAAUGAGGUCACUAUCUCUGAAAGACAGCGUCUGGGAAGGUUGGGAGGGCUGGGAGAUGAAUAACUACUGAGGGUGUUUUGGAGAGGCACCCAGCUCCAUAAAUAACCCCACACGCCCCCACCUUAUGAAUGACCCCAAAGGCUUAGGUUCACCCAAAAGCCCAGCACUACAUAGGCCCAAGCACUGCAAGAGAGGAGAACCAGGAGGGGGCCCCGGCAACACUGAAAGUGGGCUUGCUCGGACUGUGCCACUAAGUCUUGCCCAAGGGAUAUCCAUUGUCACAGGAAGGAGCAGGACCCUGGUCACCACGAAGUGUCCAGACUAUUCCACACCUGUUCCCUGUCCAGGCUCCUAUGAGGGCUUCUGAAGUGAGAAACUAUCUUAUUUGACUGGCGUUUGUUCUCUAUGCAUUAGCCAGUAUUAGCUGCUCCCAAAUUUAACUAACUGCCAUCUGACCUUAUUGGAUUCCCUGUUAAGUUCCCUCCAUUCACACUAUCCUAUCCCAGAUGAACAGAAACCGAAAAACCCACAAGAACAUCAACUCCACAAGGCAAGAAGGAGGCGGACAUGGCACACUGGCCUGUCCUCCCUGUGAGGCCACUCACACUACUUCCCUGAGCUCUAUCCGCCAGUAAAUGGAGGCCAGAGCCAGCCCCAGAUACAAAGGAGGGCUCCCUAGACAGCACACGCAGACCACCAUGUGCAGACAGCACCAGGAAGCCUCGUCUAAUGUCAGACUUAAAAAUGACAGCAGCUCUUCAGACUUUCCAGAAACUUCCACAGCUCCAACCCACCCCUCUCCAUGCAAAUGUCAAGUAGGAGCCCUGGGACUGAAAUGCCUGCCCUCUGGGCCCUGUCCCUGCACUAGUUAGUUGGGUGACUGUGCCAGUACUUUAAUGGAGAGGCUGGGCUUCAAGCAAGAUGGCUACGUCACAAUUCAGCUGCCCAUUCUUCCCCUCAAGCAUGAGCUCAGAGCCAGGCCCUUGACCACCUGCAGCAAACCCACUAAAACCUGCAAAGUGGCAGCCUCAGGACUACAAGGAGCCAAAAGCCUCUUACAACUCCAGCAAGUGGCCAAGCCCUGAGCCCUGAGCCAUGGGUUUGCAAGAGCAGGGAGUGGCUAUUUUUAAGUGGCAUGCCUCAGCUAUUUCGAGGUUUAGGUUUUAUUUUAUUUAUUUAAUUCAAGAGGAAGCUGCACUUUCUCAUGACUUGUUUCUUUCAAAAUGGUGUCGUGGGCAUUCUUAAUGUUGAAAUCAUCUUGACUUUGCAGCUGGUCAAAAGAUGGAGAGCCAAUCAGCUCUUUAUUUUAUCAUGCCAUUCAAAUUUUUAAAAGUUAACAUAUUAAGAGUCUGAAUUUCUACAGUUCUUCACCAGAGGAUUAGUAUUUUUCCAUAAAAAUUUUAAGACGGUCCUCUGUUUUAAAAUAUGCAUACAUUUCCCAAGAUAUCUGCAAGAUUUUAAGUCAGCAUCAUACGGAACACCUUGAAGUGCAUUUUCAACAGGCUCUAUAGAGAAGAGAAAGCUCACGGGGCAGCAAGUGGACGGGCCCACAUUCACGGAGGUACAUGGCACUGUCAGGGUCCCACCCGCAAGGGUGCCUGCCUCUCCAAGCCUGUGGCAGCACUGUGGGAGGAGGAUGCGCUGGCUCCCACUUAUCCUCAACCACAGCCAACUUGUUGUUCAGUGCAUAAAAGGUCACUCAGUGUUCAAGCUCACAGCUCCAAAAAAACAUCAAAAGAUAAAAAGACACCAAGAAGGAAGCAUAAAUAAGAUCACUUAAAAUGUAAUUUAUGAGCCAGGGCAGCUCAGGCCUGUGAUACCCAAGAGCCUUGGACAGUGCCUGGCACUGGUCUCUGCUCUGGAGCUGCAUGUCCAAUCUUCUUCCAAAACUGAGGACAAACUCCAACAACAGGAGGUGGGAAGUCAGAGAUGGCAGCCAGACACACAGUCAUUCGGUCAUUAGGACUUUGGGAGCGGGAGUGAUGGUAGGGAAGACCUGAUCAGCCAUCCAUGCCCCAGACAGCUCCCAAGCAGCAGAGGAGAGAAGGGUGGUCAAUGAUUAGAGCAGAAAGCCACCUGUUUUACCGAUUUCUUACCAAAUACCUGCUACUUCUUGUGUUUAAAUUUCUUUCCAUAAAUGUCUUGGUGAAGUCAUAAAUUCUCUAUGUAUUAUUCACAUGCUUACUAUGUUAACUUGUGAAAUUCAGUGUUUAGUUUUAAAGCCAGUAAGCUGCUAAAAGAAGAAAGAAUACUGUUGCUUGUUUCAACAAAUGAUCAUAAUAUCUAUUAUAAUCCCUUCAAACUAAAAAAAAAAAGAGAGAGAGAGAAGGAAAAAAGGGUGUCACUGGGUGAAGAAAACCAGUCACACUGGAAACUUCCAUAAAACCAUGCUUAGUGGGACUGUGCUCAUUGUUAAAGUGUGGGGGGAAAAGGCCAGCAAAAAAAGAGUUAAUGCUGGCCUUCAAGGGAGCGGCCAGAGCCCAGUGAGCAGCCCUGGGAAGCCUAUAAAGCCGGCCCAGUGCCAAGGGGACCAGACUGCGCCUCAGACAGCCACAGGAGCUGGUUCAAGCGCUUCCUGGGGAACCUUCCCGCCAGGCCUCCCUGGAGGGGUCUUCUCUUUUUCUCUCCCACUGAUUCCUUGCAAGUCCAGGAUCCCACCACUGCAGGCAAGUGCCAAGUGCACCUCCAGCAAACCCCCGAGGGAUGCAAGAGAACCCAGGCAGCUCAGCUCAGGGACAACCAUCUCCCCAAGACAACAAAACCUAGAGUUCUGGCCUCUCUCUACUGCUCUGUGACCUACGACAGCUCGGCCCUGUCCUGUCCUGUCUGCCUCUCCUUGGUGUCCAGAUGGUAAGUGUGUACGGCGUCUUCCAGCCAUGAGCCAGCUCCGCCGACCAGAGUGCCAAGCGCCCCACUAGCCACGAGCCAGCUUCUGCUGCAGACCAACUGCACCUGUGCAUUCAACUUUCUACAGCUGUCAAACCCAAAUGUCCGGCUCUCUGCAGAGAGAAUCACCUCUCUCUCUAAAGAUGGAGCCACCGCUGCAAACUGAUUUCUGUGACCCUUCUGACAAAUGCUGAAGACAGCACAGUGGCAACAUGGAUGUGACCUCUCCAGCCCACACCUUUGGCAUGGAGAUUUACCCAGGUACCACACAGUUGGCAGACUCCAACAGCACCUCCCCAGAACUCAACCUGUCUCUUCCACUACAAGGCACUGCCCUGGUGAACCAGACGGGGGACCUCUCUGAGCACCAGCAGUAUGUCAUUGGCCUCUUUCUCUCCUGUCUUUACACUAUCUUCCUCUUUCCCAUUGGUUUUGUGGGGAACAUUCUGAUCCUGGUGGUGAACAUCAGUUUCCGUGAGAAGAUGACGAUCCCCGACCUGUACUUCAUCAACCUGGCGGCCGCAGACCUCAUCCUGGUGGCCGACUCCCUGAUCGAGGUAUUCAACCUGGACGAGCAGUACUAUGACAUUGCCGUGCUCUGCACCUUCAUGUCUCUCUUCCUGCAGAUCAACAUGUACAGCAGUGUCUUCUUCCUCACCUGGAUGAGCUUUGACAGGUACAUCGCACUGGCAAAAGCCAUGCGCUCCAGUCUCUUCCGAACAAAGCACCACGCCAGGCUGAGCUGCGGUCUCAUCUGGAUGGCCUCCGUCUCGGCCACCCUGGUGCCCUUCACAGCCGUCCACCUGCAGCACACAGAGGAGGUCUGCUUCUGCUUUGCAGACGUCAGGGAGGUGCAGUGGCUGGAGGUCACUCUGGGGUUCAUCAUUCCCUUCGCCAUCAUUGGGCUCUGCUACUCCCUCAUCAUCCGCGUCCUUGUCAAAGCCCACAAGCACCGAGGCCUGCGCCCCCGGAGGCAGAAAGCGCUCCGCAUGAUCUUCGCUGUGGUCCUGGUCUUCUUCAUCUGCUGGCUGCCGGAAAACGUCUUCAUCAGCGUCCACCUCCUGCAGCGCACCCAGCCGGGGGCUGCUCCCUGCAAACAGUCCUUCCGCCAUGCCUACCCCCUGACCGGCCACAUCGUCAACCUCGCAGCUUUCUCCAACAGCUGUCUGAACCCCCUCAUCUACAGUUUCCUUGGGGAGACCUUCAGGGACAAACUGAGGCUGUACGUGGAGCAGAAGACAAACCUGCCAGCUCUGAACCGCUUCUGCCACGCUGCCUUGAAGGCAGUCAUUCCGGACAGCACCGAGCAGUCAGAUGUCAAGUUCAGCAGUGCUGUGUGACAGGCCUCCCCAGCAGGGACCCAGCUAUGGCGCUAGUCACAGGGACUGCACACACCCAGGGCAAGGUGGGCCGGAGGCACAGGUCAAGUCACGCUCCCAAACUUCAGUGCCUCACGAGGGUCGCCCCUUCUGGGUUGCUGGGGAACCUCGCUCCAGCCCUUCCUGAUUUCAUCCUGCUCACAGACUUGCACCCAUCCCAGUGCUCACGACCGCAGGUCAUGUGACUCUUACCUCCAAGGGCACCAGAACCAGCUUGUCACUCAGCUUUCUCUACCGUACUAUUUCCCCAGUGGAAAAUGAUUCUGCCAUUGACCAAAAGCCAAAAGGAGGGAGGCCUUCUGGGUGAAGCAUCUUAGUUACAGAUAAAUACGCAGCAUACCUGAAACCUGGGGGGGAAAGGAAGUCUGGAAACAGAAUCUGCUCAACAGACCUAAACUGGAUCUGAUGUCUGAGAUGUGCAACUCACUAUGCACAUGCAAACUAGUCCACCCUGAGUCGAAGGGGAAAGGAAAAAAGUGUCCUGCACACACCUGAGCAUCCUUCCUCUCUAGGAAUGCUGCACUCCUGCCCGCCCCCGGCUCCCGCUCCUAAUACCCGAGAGAGAUGCAUGGAGCUAGAAAGGGUCUCAUUUAAUGAAAUACCUGCUCGGAGAUGUGUUUAGACGUGCAUUUGUUUACAACAGACUUGGCAAUUAUGUGAAUGUGGGAUGAGACCACGAAAACUGCAUGCAGUUAAUGGGAUACACGGAGAAAUACUCUGGCGUGUGUGGUUGAAAAAUCUGCCUCUACAAAAUAAUAGUGGGAACAAUGAUGAUGGCAACUUUAGCAGUUCCCAAUAAAAUAUAUUUAAAAACAAA